AUGACGACAGAAAAUGCUAACGAAAAACUUGAGCGACAGCGUCACCGAAGAAGACAUCCCACGGACACAGCCCAAGGCUCCAAAGACGAGGACAUUGUUGAAAAGAAGGUGUCACUGGAAGUGCAGAUCACACCAAGUCAGGGUGAGAUCAGCCUGGGGGAGUCCAAAUUCUUCAUGUGUGAGGCUGUAGGUGUUGCCAAGCAGAUAGACUGGUUUGGACCGAAUGGCGACAGGAUAGAACCGAACAGACCCGACAUAACGGUAACCCGUAACGAUGAGUCAACCUCCACCCUCACGCUGUAUAAAGCUGGGACUGAGAAUGCGGGGACAUACAAGUGUGUCGCUACCAAUGGAGACCAGCAAGGGGAGUCAACCGUUAAAGUGAAAAUCUUUCAAAAAAUCACCUUCACGAAUGUUCCCUCACCCCAAGAGUUUACUGAAAGAGACAAUGCCGACAUCAUUUGUGACGUGGUCAGUUCCCCUCCUCCCACUGUCAUCUGGAGAUAUAAAGGAGCAAGAAUACAGAUGGAGAAAGAUGUUCGCUUUAAGGUGCUGAGCAACUAUCACCUUCAGAUCCGUGGCAUAAAGAAGACGGAUGAGGGCUCCUACACCUGUGAGGGUCGCCUCAUGGCCCGCGGCGAGAUUGAUCUGCGGGUCAUCAAGGUCGUGGUGAACGUGCUCCCAACCAUCAGGGUAUGGCAGUCAGAGGUGAAUGCCACAGCAGAUGUCGCGCAGCCUGCCAUGUUGACUUGUGCUGCCGAUGGCUUUCCUGAACCCAUGGUGACAUGGACAAGGGGUGACGUGGUUCUUGACGCAGGAGAGAAGUACAGCUUUAAUGAAGAUGGCUCUGAAAUUACAAUAAUGGAUGUUACCAAGCUGGAUGAAGGAGACUACACAUGCAUUGCCAAGAACAAGGCUGGGGAAACUGCGCAGGAGCUCAGUCUCAGAGUGUUUGCCAAACCCAGGAUCACAUUCAUCGUGAACCAGAGCACGUCAGAGAUGGACGAGCAGGUAACUUUGACUUGUGAGGCUUCAGGUGAUCCAACUCCCACCAUCAACUGGAGCUAUGGCCAACGCGACUUCACCGAAGGAGAACAGGCACAUCUAAGCAGGAUCUAUCAGGCAUCAUGGACUCGGCCUGAGCAUCACAAGAGUCUGGAUGGGAAUGUGGUGGUGAGGAGUGACGCUCGUGUCUCCUCCCUCACUCUGAAGUACGUUAAGUAUACAGAUGCCGGCUCGUACCUCUGCACAGCAACCAGUGCCAUUGGAGAGGAUAGUCAGUCGGCAUACCUGGAGGUCCGCUAUGCCCCUAAAAUACAUGGUGAAGUGGCAGUGUAUACCUGGGAGGGGAAUGCAGUGAAUAUCAGCUGUGAAGUCAAAGCUCAUCCCAGUGAUGCGUCCAUUGUUUGGCUGAGAGACCGACUGCAGCUGCCCAACUCCAACACCACCAACAUUAAGAUCUUCAGGACUCCAUCAGUCAGCUUCCUGCAGAUAACCCCAGAGUCUGAAAAUGACUUUGGGAGCUAUAACUGCUCCGCCUCUAAUGAGAUGGGCACAGAGUCCAAGGAGUUCCUGCUCAUUCAGGCCGAGGUGCCGUCGGCUCCGUUCGUCAGUGAGGUGAGACCCUUCUCCACCUCAGCACAGAUCCAGUUUGCGGAGCCCGAUUCCACCGGAGGAGUUCCUGUCCUGAAGUACAAAGCGGAGUGGAGGACGCAGGGCCGGGGCAGCUGGGCUCAGGAGGUCUACAUGCUUGAAGAUGGCUCCAUCAGUGAGGUGACCAUCACCGGCCUGAAACCAGAGAGCAGCUACGAAAUGAAGUUGUCUGCCAUCAACGGAAAGGGUGAAGGUGAAAGCAGCCCGGCCGAGUUCUUCAAGACGGAGCCUGUCCGUCAAACUUACAAAAACGGCACUUUUCGUUUUUUCAUUGAAGACACAGAAGGGAAUCCCAACCCUCCUAAGCUUGAAGGGGCUCUUCAAACUAAAGGUAACUCGCUCAGAAUCGGCUGGAUCAAGCAAGACGACGGCGGCUCACCCAUCUUACAUUAUCUCAUCCGCUACAAACCUAUACAAGCGUCAGAGUGGAAACCAGAAAUCCGACUACCCAGCGGCAGCGAGUACGUGGUCCUCAGCAGCCUGGAGUGGGACACAGAGUACAAUGUGUAUGUGGUGGCAGAGAAUCAGAAGGGCAAGUCGCAGCCAGCGAGCAUGUCCUUCAGGACGUCCACGCAGCCAGAAGCCAUCCCAGAUAUGGGUGAGGAGGCAGCGCUCUCCAUGGGCAUCAUGAUCUGGGCAGGGAUCCUUGUUGUGGUGUUUCUGCUGCUGCUGCUGGCGGUGGACGUCACCUGCUACUUUGUCAACAAAUGUGGCCUCAUCAUGUGCCUCUGCGGCAAAUCUGGCACCGGGACCAAAGGACACAACCUGGAGGAGGGCAAGGCAGCGUUCGUGAAAGACGAGUCCAAAGAGCCGAUAGUUGAAGUCCGAACAGAGGACGAGUGCACAGCCAAUCACAACGCAGCAGGACCCACAGAACCCAAUGAAACGACACCUCUCACAGAGCCAGAGCUGGCGGCUUUCACUGCUGCUCUGGCACUGGAAACCCUCUCGUCCGUAGCCACCAACUCUGACACAGCCACUGCAACAAUUGACCCUGCUCAGGACAGCCCCUCUAGCGAGUCCACUACCCUCACUUUUAGCCUGUCCACCCCGGCCAACGACCCCUCACCCACCCCCAUGAGGGCACCGGCCCCGACCCCAGAGUCAAAUGCGACCACGAUGGCCCCUAUACUCUUCACGGCUGCCAUUGAGGCUAAAAUGGCCCCGUUGGUAGAACAAAGAGGAAGUUACGCCCCGAAAGAAAAGGAGAAAAUAACCACCCCACCUAGUAGCCCUGAAGCGCCCAAACCUCAAAAAUCUGGGACACCAAUACCACCGAAACGUAGACACUCUCCCAAACUUGCCGCACUGAAUGCUAAAGGUAGCCCCCCUGUAUCUCCACUCGCCACGUCCUCCCCGGCAUCCUCCCCGGCAUCCUCGCCCGCUCCCGACACCAAGAAGAAGGCUCCGAGCCCCCCGGUUCCCAAGCCUCUGACGAAACAAGACCCUGUAGCCUUAGCCACCGAGACACCAGCGCAAACUGCCUCCGCUCGAGCAAACACUGCCCCUCCUAAACCAGACACCGAUUCAAACGCCACUGCCCCAGAUGCCAGUGGGCGUAGCCUUACUGCCUCCGACUCCAACAACCCCUCCGACCAAACUGUUGACAGCAACACACCCACUGCCAAAGCUGCUGCUACCAGCUCUCCCUCAGUGAGCCACACUGCUCUUAGAGCUGUAGAAUCUGCUCCUCUAGUUGCAGAACUCCCCUCUCCUCUUCCUGUUACUGCCAUUCCUACUCCUGCCCCCCCUAGUGCCCAGGUGCUGGUCUCCAAUGAUCUCCACACAGCCCCAUUAGACAUGUACGACUUACUAACCCCUGACCUGGGGCCCAGAUUUAGUGCAGAUUUCGAUUUAGAGCUGACUAAUGGGACAGAGAGCUGCUUCCUCCCCCCCGCAGACCUUAUGAGCUUAGAGAGCCCGCCCUCUGCCCCCUCUCUGCCCAAUGGAGACGGCGCAGACCUCCCCCCCUCAGGCCCAGUUCUGGACGCAUCAGAGACUCUGGCCAAGACUGCUCCUGUCAACGAUGAGAAGCUUUUUUCUGACGAGAAAGUCAAACUGGAGGAGGCAGGAUUUUCAAACGCCCUGACAGAGAUCGCUGCAGAACACAACAGUGUCAUGCAGACAAAAGCCACCGAGAGCAAAGCAUGAUGGGCCGGGGGAACAACCCCAGCCCGGUUCCAAAACAUUCUGUGGGGCAGCAGCGACG
Molecule: messenger RNA, 3862 nt
Organism: Limanda limanda (common dab)
Lineage: Eukaryota; Metazoa; Chordata; Actinopteri; Pleuronectiformes; Pleuronectidae
Gene: ncam1b
Product: neural cell adhesion molecule 1b
Exons: 24
Coding region: 1-3804 (1267 amino acids)
Biological process (GO): cell adhesion
Cellular component (GO): membrane
Molecular function (GO): protein binding
Source: RefSeq, a predicted model, not a curated record